This is a messenger RNA of Linnemannia hyalina, 1293 nucleotides long. The record is from the annotation of a GenBank genome assembly. NCBI's taxonomy places the organism in Eukaryota, Fungi, Mortierellomycota, Mortierellomycetes, Mortierellales, Mortierellaceae.
AUGGCCACUCAACCAGCAACAGCUCGAUCGCCCUCAUUCGACUUUAACCACCACUCUCACCGUCGACUCAAUCCUUUGACCCGCUCCUGGGUCCUCUGCUCGCCACACAGGACACAACGACCCUGGCAGGGCAAACAGGAGGACGACGACCUCUCAAAACGCCCCUCCUACGACCCCUCUUGCUAUCUCUGCCCCACUAACACCCGUGCCAAUGGCGCACACCUCCAGAACCCAGACUACACCGACACCUUUGUCUUUGAAAACGAUUUUCCAGCCGUCCAGCAAAACCAGCCCAUCCUUCUCCACGAUAGCUCUGAAGACGAGAACUCACUGCUGCAAGUAGAAUCCGUCCGGGGCCAAUGUCACGUCAUCUGCUUCUCACCCCAGCACGACAAGACCCUGGCAGACAUGGCCGAACCAGAGAUCGUACCCGUCAUCGACGCCUGGAUCUCAACCUACAAAGCUAUGCAACAACAGGGACAUAUCAACCACGUCCAAAUCUUUGAAAACAAAGGCGCUAUCAUGGGUUGCUCUAACCCUCAUCCUCACGGCCAGGUCUGGUCGACAGAGGACAUCCCACAGGAGACUGCCGUUGAACUGGAGAACAUGGCAAAGUACCGCCAACGGCAUCACCGCUGCAUGCUCUGCGAUUAUGUCAAAACCGAGACCGACGCCGACAGAAAAGCAAAGGCCGACGGAUCGGCGGAUCCAUUGUCACCAACGGCAACUGGCAUGAACGGAACUCAUACUUCCUCGCAUACUGCAGAAACAGGACCACUUGCAGGAACUGAUCCAACACCGCCAACAACACCCACAUCCACUACCUUCCCAUCGACAAAGACAAUGCCCUCUGCAACAACACCAGAUGGGUCAAGGAUUGUCUGCGAGAAUGACAGCUUUAUUUGUCUAGUUCCUUUCUGGGCGACCUGGCCUUUCGAGACCAUGGUCCUCUCUAAGGCCCAUCUCGCCCGACUCUCGGACAUGACCAGCGCCCAAAAACAGGACCUUGCCAAUAUCCUCCGUAGAAUCACCUGCCGAUACGACAACCUCUUCCGUUGUUCCUUCCCUUAUUCGAUGGGCGUCCAUCAGGCCCCCACCAACGACGAUGUCUCCCACCAGGAACUCUCGCAUCUCCACUUGCAUUUCUACCCACCAUUGCUCAGAAGCUCCACCGUCAAAAAGUUCCUUGUCGGAUUUGAGCUGUUGGGUCAAUCGCAGCGCGACUUGACGCCCGAGCAGGCAGCCAAGCGACUCGCCGACUGUUCAGAGGUUCACUACAAGUCUGCUGUCUAA